This is a messenger RNA of Ricinus communis (castor bean), 2079 nucleotides long. Its product is annotated as protein TIFY 4B. Gene Ontology annotation, biological process: regulation of jasmonic acid mediated signaling pathway; regulation of defense response; response to wounding. The transcript is spliced from 10 exons. The coding region runs from base 124 to 1230 and encodes 368 amino acids. Lineage: Eukaryota; Viridiplantae; Streptophyta; Magnoliopsida; Malpighiales; Euphorbiaceae. The record is from RefSeq and is a predicted model, not a curated record. Gene Ontology annotation, cellular component: nucleus.
CCCAGUCCCCUUUUAACCAAAACUACCAUCUUUAUUUACCACUGUAACCACCCUCAAAAUUUAUCUAUGCAAUAAUACUCACUGAUCUUCUUCUUUUUUUCUCUCAGCUACUUUGUCCAACUUAUGUCGCCGGAAUCUAAGACCAUGCAAACGGGAGAUAUAAUUUCCCGGUCAAAUCUAGACAAACCUCUUCACCAACUCACUGAAGAUGACAUUGCUCAGCUCACUCGCGAAGAUUGCCGCAGAUACCUCAAAGACAAAGGCAUGAGAAGGCCGUCGUGGAACAAAUCGCAGGCAAUACAGCAAGUCAUCUCUCUCAAAGCGCUACUUGAAACGGCGCCGGAUUCCAACGAAGUUCCUAAAAGAAGACUCUACAUUCCCCAUCCUCAUAAUGUCCCCCUUCAUCAUCGCGCCCCUGCAAAUUCCUCUGUUUCAGUGAAGGAAACAGACGCCGAUACUCGGAUCUCCGCGUCUCCUGAUGAACCGGUUCCGUAUCGGCGAUAUCAUGAUAUUACCGGCGAUCUUUCCGUCCGUAUCGCCACCACCGAGAAUAAUUCGGUUUCAUCGAGCACAUGUGUAUGUGUUCAUGAAGAGAAUUUCACAGGAGCUGGAAUACUUGGUUUUUUCUCUUUAUCAAUAAGAAGUGCAGGUCCAAUGAAUAAGCAUAUGGGACAGAUGACAAUAUUCUAUAGUGGAAAGGUCAACGUAUUCAAUCAUGUACCAAGAGAUAAGGCACAAGCAAUAAUGCAGCUGGCUGCAUGCCCACUCUCUUUGUCUGGAGAUACUUCAUCUGAUGCAAUUCCAGCAUUACGGCCCAUUCCGAGCCAGUUGGAAGCUCCAGGUGUCAAAACAUCUCUUAGUCCUAUGUUUGUCUAUCCAACCCAGCAGACAGGGAAAGUGGCAGAACACUGCCAUCUGCCUAAGGAAGAAAGCAACUUAUUCCAUGAAGACAACCUAGAAGGCCGAACAAGUAGAAAAGCAUCAGUGCAGAGAUAUCUUGAGAAACGAAAAGACAGGUUCAAGAACAAGAGAAAGGUGGCAAUGCCUUCUUCAGACAUCCACUUAAACCAUUGCGUGAGAGAUGAGUUCUCAAAUGAUCAAUGGAAUCUAACGGAGGCAUGCUUUGCUACCCAGCCCAGACCAUCUCAAACACCUAUCCAAUGCAGCACUGUUGCUUAUACAGAAAAGCAUACUAAUCUCUCUGCUGAUCUCAAUGGCAAAGAUCUGUGAUGUAAGAUUAUUGUAGAAGAACUUUACAGUGUGAAUGGUGAUUCUGGAUUCUCUUCUCAUACAUGCGUUGCAGAUUUUGAAAAAUGUUAAAUAUGGAGGACAUAAAUUUGUCGUGUGAAAUGCUGUUUAUCAUUGUCAACAAGGACAAAUACUCCACCAAUCACGAUAUUAAUUUUCUGAUAUCAAUGAAGAAGGCUCUUAGAGUAGCUCCUUUGAAGAUUUUCUGCCAUAAGGUAUAUUCUGUUGUAGAGGUUGCGGCCUUGUCCUAGUUAGUGAGAAAAUAAACUCCAGUUUCUAGUCUAUCGACAUAUCUUCAUCCCUUUCUAUAUCUCUGGGUAUCUAGAAACUAAUGUCUUUAAGAAUGGGCAAGUGCUGAUUCUAUUACUUUCCUUGCUCUCUGUCAAGGCUACAUGAGCAGAUAAAAGUAGCUCAAACAAUUCUGUCUUUUAUGAAGGAGUUUAAAUUUCUAUGUGCAAAGUUUAUAUCGAUUACUUGAUGAGUGAUGGAUUGAAGUAUUGAGGCAAGGGAAGACAAGUGGGGCAUGAAGGACCCAUAAAUGGAGAGAAGGCCCCGGUUUAGGAUAAGUGAAGAGGUUAUGCUUAUGCAUGCUUAACAAUAGUGUCUGGAAUGGUGACAGAAGUCAAAUUAUUGAUCAAGUGAGAAAAUGCUUGCUGGGGUCUGCCUCUCAAUUUUCUCUCUUUUACUGAGCCCUUGAUUGUAAAGGUGGCAGAUCCUAAACCCACCAAUGGUUGCUCUGUCAUUUUGUCUAUACUACAAUUAUUAUGGUGGCCCAUUGUAUAUCCUUCUUGAUGUCCCACUCACUCUAGCAAAUCGACUAUCUUUUUCCUA